Messenger RNA from Pseudonaja textilis, 674 nucleotides. The record is from RefSeq and is a predicted model, not a curated record. Lineage: Eukaryota; Metazoa; Chordata; Lepidosauria; Squamata; Elapidae.
CAGUGGAUUUGUUGUGACAUCUGUGACCUGGACGUGAACAUCUUGGGCAAGUUCGCUGUGGUGAUGGCUGACCCACCCUGGGACAUUCACAUGGAACUUCCCUAUGGGACACUUAUGGAUGAUGAGAUGAGGCCUCUCAACGUCCCUGUCCUUCAAGAUGACGGGUUCCUUUUUCUGUGGGUCCCAGACUGAGCCAUGGAAUUAGGGCGUGAGUGUCUCAAUCUAUGGGGGUACGAGCGGGUGGAUGAGAUCAUCUGGGUGAAAACCAACCAGCUACAGUGUAUUAUCCGAACAGGACGGGCAGGCCAUUGGCUCAGUCAUGGCAAGGAGCACUGCUUGGUUGGAGUGAAAGGAAACCCCCAAGGCUUCAACAGAGGUCUGGACUGUGACGUCAUUGUAGCAGAGGUUCGCUCCACCAGUCACAAGCCGGAUGAGAUUUACGGCAUGAUCGAGCGGCUUUCUCCAGGCACCUGCAAGAUCGAGCUGUUUGGGUAACCUCACAACGUACAACCCAACUGGGUCACUCUUGGCAACCAACUGGAUGGGAUCCAUUUGCUGGACCCCGAUGUGGUCGCUCAGUUCAAGCAAUGGUACCCGGACGGAAUUAUUUCCAAGCCUAAGAACAUGUAAGGCUACACCAGAGAGGCUGCAGCAAUGGACUAAGAGAAGUGGAC